AUGACCUCCAAAGGCACGUGGCUGCUCCUUCUGCUGAGCGCAGUCAGCCCUGCAGUCCUGGGUAACAUCAUCAUGAGACCCAGCUGUACUACUGGAUGGUUUUACCACAAGUCCAAUUGCUAUGGCUAUUUCCGGAAACUGAGGACUUGGUCUGAUGCUGAGCUCGAGUGCCAGUCAUAUGGAACCGGAUCUCACCUGGCAUCUAUCCUGGAUGAAAAGGAAGCCAAGACCAUAGCACAGUAUAUAAGUGGCUAUCAAAGAAGCCAGCCUGUGUGGAUUGGUCUGCAUGACCCCCAGAAGAGGCAGCAGUGGCGGUGGAUUGAUGGGUCUUCAUAUUUAUACAAAACCUGGACUGGCAAAUCCUUGGGCGAGAACAAGCAUUGUGCUGAGAUAAGUUCUAGUCACCAGUUCUCAACUUGGAAUAAUGAUGAAUGCAACAAGCUCCGGCACUUCCUGUGCAAGUACAGACCUUAG
This is a messenger RNA of Chrysochloris asiatica (Cape golden mole), 474 nucleotides long. It is a transcript of the gene REG4, whose product is annotated as regenerating islet-derived family, member 4. The coding region runs from base 1 to 474 and encodes 157 amino acids. The transcript has 5 exons. The record is from RefSeq and is a predicted model, not a curated record. NCBI's taxonomy places the organism in Eukaryota, Metazoa, Chordata, Mammalia, Afrosoricida, Chrysochloridae. Gene Ontology annotation, molecular function: signaling receptor activity; mannan binding.